Conger conger (European conger) is the source of this 1810-nucleotide messenger RNA. RefSeq names its product adhesion G protein-coupled receptor E2-like. Gene Ontology annotation, cellular component: membrane. The coding region runs from base 1 to 1683 and encodes 560 amino acids. The record is from RefSeq and is a predicted model, not a curated record. The transcript is spliced from 15 exons. Gene Ontology annotation, molecular function: calcium ion binding; G protein-coupled receptor activity. Lineage: Eukaryota; Metazoa; Chordata; Actinopteri; Anguilliformes; Congridae. Gene Ontology annotation, biological process: adenylate cyclase-activating G protein-coupled receptor signaling pathway; cell surface receptor signaling pathway.
AUGACGGACUGCUCUGACUUCACCGAGUUACAGGUUUUGGAGAGCUGUGGCAGGCCCAGUCGGGUGGUGCACACUGUGUCAGGCCCGCACAAAGUGCUUGAAAUUAAUGAGUGUACAGAUGACCCCAACAUCUGUGGUCCCAACACUAAUUGCACCAACACUCCUGGGAGUCACAUCUGUACCUGUCACCAUGGGUAUCGUGUCAUCAUCUCAGGCUCCAUGCCCAGCACCUCAAACCCCUGUGAAGGUUCAGAGGAAUUUCUUGCUUCUCUAAACCCUCCAGAGACGGUGACAAAUGUCCUGGGCACGACCAUGUCCGUCACAGAAAACAUAUCCCCUGACAAGACAAAGGAAGACCAAGUGAAGACAGCCAACAUGGUCCUGAAAAUCUCAGAGGGGCUGGUGUCUGCCCUGGUUGAGCCCAAAUCUCAGGAAAAUAAUACAGAGUCUCGGAAAACUGUGAAGACACCAACCAUGGGAUCCGCUUCUGCAGUUCUGAUGUCAGUCAGCGGGGUGGACAAGUUCAUGAGUCCCAAUUUCUUCGAGAGUGAAAAUGUCACAGAGAUAUAUUCUGACAUCAUCACCGCCACACUGCCUAAGACGAAACACAGGGAGCUCCCUGAGCCUGUCAACUUUACUAUGUUCCACAAGAAGAAGUUCCAGGCUGGCCUGGUUACCUGUGUGUACUGGGAGGAACGAGGGGAGGAGACUCGCUGGUCAGUGGAUGGGUGCACAGCCUCCUUCUCCAAUGAGAACUACACAGUAUGCAGCUGUACCCACCUCUCCACCUUCGCUGUCCUGCUGCAGACGGAAGAACAGGAAGAGGACAGUUCUCUGCUGGAGGUGGUGAACCUGUUCUGUAUGAGUGUGGGUCUGGCCUUCCUCACCCUCGCCAUCCUCACAUUCCUGCUGUGCACAUGGAACCCUAAAAUCAACAACACCGCCCGCCUCCACCUCUGUAUCUGCCUCUUCUUGGGUCACCUGCUCUUCCUCGUGGGCGUGUCUCGCACUGAGAAUGCGGUGGUGUGUGCAGUCAUUGCAGGCAUGCUGCACUUCCUCUUCCUGUCCAGCUUUGUGUGGAUGCUGCUGGAGACUCUGCAGCUCUUCAUGCUGGUCAGGAGCCUGUCCAAAGUGCAGGUCAUCCAGAAGGAGGGGCUGAGGGUACUGUACCUCCUGCUGAUUGGCUACGGAGCUCCCCUGGUGGUGGUGGGAGUGUCUGCAGCGGUGUAUUCAGACGGCUAUGGCAGCAAGGGCGCAAAAGUUUGCUGGCUAAAAAAUGAAAAACACUUCCGUUGGAGUUUUAUUGGUCCAGUGGCUGCUGUUCUCGCACUCAACUUGGUCUCAUUUUGUGUGAUCAUCUGGAGUCUGCUGCCCACUCUAGCCAACAUGAAGAGUGACGUCUCCCAGUCAAAGGACACCAGGCUGAUUAUCUUCAAAAUUGUUGCCCAGUUUAUCAUUUUGGGGUGCACCUGGAUCCUGGGAUUCUUCCAGAGCAGCACUAUGUUAAAAUACCUCUUCAUCAUCCUCAACUCACAGCAGGGCACCUUCAUCUUCAUCGUUCACUGUCUGCUCAACAAAGAGGUGCGUGAGGAGUACAAGAGGUGGUUCUCAUGUCUGUUUAGAACAAAGGAGCCAUCAGGAAGUAGAGAUUCCCCAAGUAACGUAUCUACUGUUCAAAAAUAAAGGGAAAGCUGGGUCACACCUCAGGAAGUGGACAGGGCAUAGGAGUGCCAGACAAGUGCCUGAGAAAUGAAGACAUUUUAUUAAACUGCAAAUAGUGCACAUUAAACAUUAAAAAAGCCUGUUGGAC